ACAUCCACAUUUGUUUUGUAGGUUCAAAGGAGAAAUUUAACAUUAAAAUUAAAAUUGAGUUACAGUCUUGUUUUGGUAUAAAACAUACCAGCAAAUAAGAUGUCUGAAAAGGAGGGUACUUCAGAAGAGCUAGAAGAUAUCACUAGUCAACGUAGGAAAGAAUCUGGAUCAUGGUCAGAAGAGCCUGAAUUUAUUAAAGAAACAUCAAAUUCAUUAGAAGAAGUUUGUGAUGGGAAACCUUCCAGUCAGAUUUGUGAAACACAUCUUAGAAAUGAUAAAUUAGGUAUAUAUGAUGAUACAUCAGCAUUGUCCCCCAAAAAUAAAUCUAAGAGAAAUGAAGAACAAAGGAAAACUCUUCAAUUUUCUGAAACAAUCACUCUAUAUGACACCUUUCAGUCAAAAAGUGCUACUUCACAAAGUCCACCAUUAUCAAUGACUGAGAUGGUUGCUGAAAAUCAGGCUUUCACUGGCUUAUCUCAUGAAACAUUAGAAAAAAACAGUGCACAACUCUCUGAGGAAAAUCAGAAAGGAAUUGGCUUAGGAUCAGAUAACUUUACAGUUAACCUCAAGGCCAAGGGUUUACAAGAAUUCCCUAAGGACAUCUUAAAAAUCAAAUAUGUAAAAUAUCUAUAUUUGGAUGAGACCUAAAUCAAAAGUUUUAAAGGGGCAGAGACAGGUGAUCUGCUAGGACUUGAAAUUCUAUCCUUGCAAGGAAAUGGGUUAUCAUCAUUUCUAUCUGAAAUUCAGUUACUUCAUAAUUUAAGGAUAUUAAAUGUCAGUCAUAAUCAAAUAUCACAUAUACCUAAAGAAAUAUCACAGGUUGGGAAUAUCAGGCAACUCUUUUUUAAUAACAAUUAUAUUGAGAAUUUUCCUUCUGGGUUAGAAAGUCUUGGAAACUUAGAAAUUUUAAGUUUGGCUAAAAAUAACUUAAGACAUAUACCAGACAUUCUGUCUAGUUUGAAAAACUUGACGGUUCUCAAUCUGGAAUAUAAUCAGUUAACAAUAUUUCCUAAAGCUCUGUGCUUCCUUCCAAAGUUAAUUUCACUAAACCUUACUGGAAACCUGAUAAGCAGUUUGCCAAAAGAAAUUAGGGAGCUUAAACAUUCAGAAAAACUUUUACUGGAUCAUAAUCAACUUACUUUUUUGGCUGUGGAGAUUUUUCAAUUGCUCAAAAUGAAAGAAAUCCAACUAACUGAUAAUAAACUGGAAGUUAUUUCACAGAAAACUGAGAAUUUUAAGGAACUCAGAAUUCUAAUACUUGAUAAAAAUUUAUUAAAAGAAAUACUGGAGAAAAUUUCCCACUGUGUAAUGUUGGAAUGCCUUAGUCUUAGUAAUAACAAAUUAACAGAACUUCCUAAGAACAUCCAUAAGCUAAAAAAUUUAAGAAAACUCCAUGUAAACAGAAAUAAUAUAACGAGAAUACCUGAAAAUAUCUCACAUCUUAAUAGUAUGUUCAGUCUAGAAUUUUCAGGAAAUGAUAUGGUAUCACUCUGUGUUCUGAUUUUAUGCUGUAAUAAAUUUGAAGCUUUUCCUAUAGAAGUAUGUACCUUAGAAAAUUUGCAAGUAUUUGAUCUUUCAACAAACCAAAUACAGAAUAUCCCUUCAGAUAUCUGUAACCUAAAAAGAAUCCAGAAAUUAAACAUCUCAAGCAAUCAAUUUAUAUAUUUUCCUAUUGAGCUGUGCCAACUUCAAUCACUGGAAGAGCUGAAUAUAAAUCAGAUAAAUGGAAGAAAGGCAAGAAACUUAUAUUUUUGGCCUUGGAGAGAAGUUGGCAUUGGAGGGGAUAAGAAUCUAAACUGUAGUGUAUGUGUGUAUGGAGGGAAGAAAGGGAUAGUAAGGGACAUCAAGUUCUGGGAGAGUGAGGAAAGUGGGUUAAUAAGCCAUAGGGUUGAAUGGGUAGAAUUGGCCAGACCGGGGAGGCACUUGGAUGCCACAAAAUAUAUUGUGGAUUUUAGUGAUAUCUCAAAUAAUGUAAUCAGAGAGAUUCCAAGAAAUAUAGGGGAAUUGAGAAGUUUGGUUAGUUUAAAUGCAUACAACAAUCAAAUACGUUAUCUGCCACCAUUUUUUCUAUGUUUACAUGAUCUCCAGCAACUAAAUUUCAGUGGAAAUAAUCUGACAUAUCUGCCUAGGGGUAUCCACAACCUUUUUUCACUGAAGGAGAUAAAUUUUGAUGAUAACACUUUGCUAAGACCUCCAAUGGAAAUCUGUAAAGGAAAACAACUCUAUACGAUUGCACACUAUCUAGAGAGGCCAGUCCUUAGACUGGAUUCAGAUUUUGGUCCUCCAAUUCAACGCAAGAAAAUCCUAGAGAAGAUCUUCAACAUAGUUGCCAAAAAUAUCACUGAAACAAAUUUUAAUUUUUUGUGUCAAAAACUAAGCCUGGCAAUCUCAGAAACAGAUAUGCCUACAAAGAGCACUGUUUCAUUAAGUGAGAGAGUCCGCCAAGCACUUAAUAGGUGGAGAACAGAAAGUAACAACCUGUCACUAACUACAGCUGCUUUAACAGACCAACUAACUCAGGCACUAAUGAUGAUAGGAGCAUAUGAAAUUAUGGACAAAAUAACAGCUUUAAAAGUUUUUACAGGUGCAAUUAAAUUCUGAACAGUGUACUCAUAAUAAAAACUGAAAAUUUAUAAUGUACUUACAUAAUUGAAACCGGAUAAAAGAGAAUUGCAUGUCAUGUC
Messenger RNA from Panthera uncia (snow leopard), 2684 nucleotides. It is a transcript of the gene LRRD1, whose product is annotated as leucine rich repeats and death domain containing 1. Gene Ontology annotation, molecular function: protein binding. The record is from RefSeq and is a predicted model, not a curated record. NCBI's taxonomy places the organism in Eukaryota, Metazoa, Chordata, Mammalia, Carnivora, Felidae.